Molecule: messenger RNA, 1695 nt
Organism: Populus nigra (black poplar)
Lineage: Eukaryota; Viridiplantae; Streptophyta; Magnoliopsida; Malpighiales; Salicaceae
Exons: 4
Coding region: 233-1312 (359 amino acids)
Source: RefSeq, a predicted model, not a curated record
UCUGUAUCCUUUGCCUAACAUCUGAAGUUUUGGGCACCGACUUUUCCUCUACCUCUUUCUUUAAUACUUUUUUCUAAAUAAAAUAAAAUCAAAUUAGCAAGAAUAGUUUGUACAUUAUUCUUACAUGGUCAAAACUAGAGAACAGCAAAAGCAGAAUCCCAUGAUGAUUGUUACUGAAGAAAAAAAGGGGUAGCAACUGAUCUGUGAGUUGAGAGAAAGAAACCCAAAUAAAAUGUCUCCUUCAAAUAGUAAUAUUGCUAUUAGUAACGGAGGAGGAAGCGGUGACAGUAAUAGCAGCACUGGUAAGAAUUACAUAGAACAUCAAGUUUCUAAGAGGGACACUCUUGCUGGUGUUGCCAUCAAAUAUGGUGUUGAGGUGGCCGACAUCAAAAGGUUAAAUGGGUUAUCUACAGAUCUUCAAAUGUUUGCUUUGAAGACUUUGCUUAUACCAUUACCAGGAAGACAUCCACCUUCUCCCAUUUUGUCUAACGGUUCUGCUUCUCCAGGAGGAAAUGACGUUGACAUGACACCACCUUGGCCACGCCACUCGAAUGUGUUGGAAACACUCGAGUCUUUAAGCCUAAAAUCACCUCAACAGAAGGUUUCUCCAGCUAUGAGCACUUUACAGAAUUUCUAUGGUCUCAAAUCUUCAAAAUGCAAGGAUUCAGCUGAAGGUAUGGAGAUGGCUGUUUACAGAAGAGGAAGCUUGGAUUACUUAAAUGAGGGGCUGCUGCAUAGAGCUACACCAGUAUCUGGCCCAUCUUAUAGCAAUCACAGAUCUAUAAAUUUGGCCGAUGAUUUCUUGUCUGAGAAUGGUUUGGCAGCAGAAUACAAUCCUCUGUCAGAAGCUAGAGAAGGGGAGGGUGAGAAAUCCAAUGAGAAGUUUGUUAGAAGACGCCAGAAAGCUGAUGCUGAUCCUAGAUCUGGCACAACAGAAAUGCUGUUGAAAGAAGAGAACAAUGGUGGAAGUCGUGCUUUUUCACCUGUAACAGGAAAAGGUCUAUCCAUGAGACCAAAAUCAGCAAGCAGAACAUCACUGGCUGCUGAAUCAGAGCCAGGAUGGUUGAAUGCUAUGCCAGUGGGCUUGGGAGAUUCGAUAAUUGCUGACGUGUCUGAUGGAGUUCGUAAAUCAUCAAGCACGCCAAGUCUGCAGGACCAGGAGAACAGUUAUUCCUCUUCUGUUUGGCCAACUUCAAAGUGGAGUUUGAAACCUGAUUUACAGGCUCUCUCAACUGCAGCCAUCAGUAUACCAAUAUUCGAUGGCCUACCAAAGCCAAUAUCUGGACGCAGGAGCAAAGCUGCUCUUGAUUAGCAGAAGUCCACUGCAAUCUCAUAGAAUUGAUUUGUUUCUGUACUUCAACAUAUUGGGAAUGAUAUCAUUGCCACCAGCUACAUGUCACGUAUAGCUACAAAGUGCUGUCGAAAUAGGAGUAAGGCCAAGAAAACAAAGGUUAAAGAAAUACAAUCCUGUGUUUUCCUUGAGAAGAGCUCCAAAGGAGAAGGAAAAAGGAAUUCCUUUUUUACGGUUUCCAUUUUGGAUUUGUAAUGGGUUGCUCGAAUCUAGAUCAUAUUCUCAACUGUCGUAUAAUAUUUGUAUAUGAAGCCAUUUGUCUUGCUUAUUCAUUGGAAGUGCAUUUGUCCCCAUUGUUUCAUGUUAUACUCAGUUGUUCAUUUAAUGUAUUUUGACUUCUUCGA